This is a messenger RNA of Westerdykella ornata, 2749 nucleotides long. RefSeq lists its product as uncharacterized. Gene Ontology annotation, molecular function: lipid binding. Gene Ontology annotation, biological process: mitochondrion organization; phospholipid transport. The record is from RefSeq and is a predicted model, not a curated record. The coding region runs from base 404 to 2287 and encodes 627 amino acids. The transcript has a single exon. Gene Ontology annotation, cellular component: ERMES complex. NCBI's taxonomy places the organism in Eukaryota, Fungi, Ascomycota, Dothideomycetes, Pleosporales, Sporormiaceae.
GUUCCCUGUUCGUCCGGGUGAAUUUGCUUUUUGAUUGCGUCGGCUUAUGUCAGCGGUCGCGGCCCACGAACAGCAGCCGGGUGAGAGCCAGCCAGGAAAAGGGAGCUUCGAGAUUUUCUAUCACCCCAUCGUCAUUUCACCUCCAGGCAGUCUCAAACUACUGCAGAGCGCCACUUGCUUCGCAACGCCGUUGGGCCCAUACCUGCGGCAUCCCCAUUGCUUCGACGACCCAUUCCGAGGUACCCAUCUUCUUGUGCCCGGUUUGAUGGCUGGCUUCCGUUCACGCGGCGACCAAAGGCACGCACGCGACACCACCCUGGAAAACACCAGCAUCAGCUGUCAUAACUCCUUCUAACAGCACAACACCGACGCCCGCUGAACCAUUGCUCUCGAGCAAUCCGCCAUGGCGUUCAACUUCAACUGGUCGCCGCUCAUAGCGGAUACCUCUCGCGCGCGGGAGAUGUUGACGACCGCGCUCAACAAAUCGCCGAAGCCGCCCAUCAUCGUCGAUGAUAUCAUUGUCACGGAGCUGAACCUGGGAUCCACGCCGCCCGAAUUGGAGAUAUUGGAGAUUGGCGAUUUGGCCGAGGAUCGGUUCAGAGGAAUAUUCAAGAUGACCUACUCGGGCGAUGCGUUUCUGACGCUCAAAACAAAGGUCCAAGCGAACCCGCUGAACACGUACCUCUCGAGAAAGCCGAGUUUUGCGUCGCCGGAGCCUCUUGCGGCAGCCGCUGGGCUGACAAUACCGCUCCAAAUAACCCUGUCGGAUAUCUGCUUGUCGGGCUUUGUUAUUCUGGUCUUUUCGAAGCAGAAGGGCCUCACGCUGGUAUUCCGGAAUGAUCCUCUGGAGUCGCUGAAGGUAUCGUCGACCUUCGAUUCUAUACCCUUUGUGAGAGACUAUCUGCAGAAGGAGAUUGAGGGACAGUUGCGAGUGUUGUUCAUGGAGGAUCUUCCUGCCAUCAUUCACCGACUCUCACUCCGCUUGUGGUCACCAGAGUAUCAGGAGCUAGAGGAGGAGGAGGAGAGAUUAAACAGCUUUCAAGACACUACCGCGCCUAUAGAUCCUUUGGCUACGAACCCCCCAGAUGCUGUGGACGACUUUGGCAAUCCCAUCGAGACAACGGCUGGUUCUGCGCUCACAUUGGAUACGGCAUCCGAGAUACACGCAUCUUUCUCUCGAAAGAACAUCCUUCGCCUUGCUGCCCUCUCGGAGUCUCAGCGCACCCUCUCCCUCUUCACUCCUGGCAUCCGCGAUGCGGUUUUCCGCGCUUGGGCGGGGCAUGCUGACCAGCCCAACUCUGGUGUCGCCACCCCCGUACUCACCCAAUCUAGCCUAUCAAGGAUCCAAUCCACUGUAAGCAGCCAUAAGUCGAAUCCCUCGUCCCUGGCGUCCGGAAGCACAGGCAACGAUAGCCAUAGCUCAAGACCCACGCUGGUCUCCAGUUACUCUUCCACUGGGCUCACCCUUGGCGCCAAUAGACUCCGGACGCAUCCCCAGCGGAAGCGCAAGAAGCGCGUCAUUAACCUGAGGAAGGAUAGAGAUGGCGCCGAGUCCUCUGGCGCGUCUACCGAGACGAGCACCCCAGCUCCCAGCGCGAAUGUGUCCGAGACGUCGAGCCUCAUGCACGAAGUUAUUCAGGAGGAAGAUUUCGCCACGACUCCGAAGAACGAACCACAGCGCGCGCAGUGGUUGGACAAGAGGGCAAGCACGAGGACUCUGAGGGAAGCGACUGACUCGAGUACUAACGGCAAGUCGGCGGAGAAAACGCGGCCUGAGGCUUUACUUCCACCCGCCCCGCUCCCAUCUGACAUUCCCCGAGCGCAGACACAGUCGAAGCAGGAGCAAGAAACAGAUUGGACGGAAAAGCGGACUUCCUCGUCCUCGUCCACACGCCCAGCACCACUCAGCCACACUCGUCUCCAACGAGCCACUACCCCGCUCCUCCGCUCCCUCUCUUUUGACCGAGUGUCAGCUGCAUCCUCGUCGGUACAUCCGCAUCAAGCGUAUCCCAGCAGACACCGCGCCAUGUCUCCCCCCUAUGCGGAGAGCUUAGCCUCGUCUAGCGGGGGUAUCUUGGAGCAGGCGUGGAUGCUCAAGAUGGCGCAGGAGAUCGCGAGGAAGGUAUCUGAGGAGAAGAGCAGGGCAGAUGCCGCAGCGUCGGGUGCCGGUGCAAGGGAAAGCAUUCUGCAUCAUCCGCAGCCCGGGAGGGGGGCGAAGGCGGCAGCGGCGAUGUGGGCGGUGGAGGGCGCAGCCGAGAUGGAUGCGCCGCCGGCGUAUCAGGCUUGAAUAUGUGUGUAAGAGAGAGGUGUAAAAGGUGUCUCACGACGUUACGACCGGUGCUUUGUAUUCUGGCGUUGUAGGGUGGCUUUGUUGUCAGUUGCCUUAUUUUCCUUGCUAAUGUUGUUUUCCUGACAUUCCUCGGGUUCUACUGCUGUCACUCUUUAGGCAUUAUUCCCCUCAUUCCUAUGUUUGGGUCUGUGUUGGCUGGUUUCUUUUCCUUUGUUCUUGGACUUUAUCAUUAUCAUUUGGCAGUUUUGCGCUGCUGGCUGGUGUAAUUUCUAGUUGGGCGUUCGGAGCGUGGGCUUUGCGGUAUGUUGUAGGUUGGAAGGGAUGGGAGUGGGAGCCGCAUGCAUCCGAAAAAAGGGAAGUGUAAAAAAAGAUUGUAUCGUCCUUUGUUGUCUGAUUAAAGAGCAUCAAGCCGAGGAGGAAGAGAGAGAGAAGAGAAACUUGGUGAAAGGAAGAGAGGGG